AUGGUGAAUCCUAAUAGAAAUCCCUUCACCAUCUUCACCACAAAUUUCGAACUCUGUGCCCUCUUUAAACAAAUAAUUGAUGCCGAUGUACCCCUUACCCGUGAAUCUGAGGACCGUGUUCUGUCUUCUAUUAUUCACCAUCCGAAUAUCAUUGCUGAUCUAACUGCUAAAGAAACCCGGCAACUUCGCUCUCUUGCCCGAAAUAUCACUGUUGAGCCUUGGCCCAUCCCUCCGGACAAUGAACACAGUGGAUUCGCUUCACCUUCGCCGGCCAAGUCCCACAAAGAUCAUCCUUCCUCCACUCAACCUAUCGGUAUGUCAUUCUUACCUGUCUCUCGGAAACUUAAUGUAUCUCUCAACAUUCCAGAACAAUUUUCUACAUCACUGGCGCCUAAAAAUAUUUAUUCACUCCCUAUACCCGGUGACCCAUAUGAUCCAGCCACUCAUGGUUUACAUAGUGUCUUCCCGUCAUCUUCUAGUCUAUCUGAUGCAUUACCUAUUGUGCCUAAUUUAAUAGCUUUAUCUGAUUUCAUGCCUGCAGUAUCCUCUCCGUUUUCCAUUAGAAAUGUCUCACAAUAUGUCAAUGUACCUUCUGCAUCCCUACACUGCUCAGCUUUUGGCAUUCCUGUCUCUUGUGAAUCCAACCCUCCAAAAUCGGUGACGGAACCUGUGCCUUUGGUUGAUACACAAGCAUCUGUCCCUAUUGUCUCGAUUCCCUUUGCAGCUUCUUCCCAAAAAGGGAAGGGAAAAAUUGUUUUUUCAGGUACCGAGAAAAGGAAGCAUGAGUCACUAGAUGACGUGGAUAUGUUCUCUCCCAAACUUCAACGAAAGAGUUCUCUUCUUCCACCAAGAGUCAAACGGUCACGAGCGAAAACCUUUGUCACAAACAUGUCUCCUUCGACCGCUACUGCUAAAAGUGCUCCAUCAAGCUCUCAGCCAUUGCUCAAAAAGAAUUACAGUCCAAUCUUGCUUGACAGUAACCUUAAAGCUGACUGGGAAGUUCAUUCCAAAAGGGAUUUGAUCAUUGAAAAAUUUAUUAAUGAAGAGGAUCUUCUCGCAAAGUGCAAUAUCCUUCCGCUUUUGAAAGAUCAACUUCUGUUUUCCAUGGACACCUUCACAAAUGGUUCGUCCCGGUUCCAUAAGGUUUUCAUCCGUAACCGAUGGUAUGCUUUUGGGCUUGCCGAGAUCAAUGCCUACCUAGAUCGUCCUUCUCAGGUCCAGUCUGUCGAUCUGGAUUUGAAUCUUCUUAUUGCUGUCCUCACUCACAAUAAACGGAUUGCCUGGCCUGAAAACGGUUUAAAAUCUCAAGAGUUAACCAUUGUGUAUUCGAUUUUGCUCCGCCUUGCCUCUGCCAAUUGGCUCCCUGCCGUCCGUGUACAUCACUUUUCUGAACAACUGGCACUACUACUCUACAAGAUUCGUAACCGUCUCACAUUUGAUCUCGGGGAAAUUAUCUUUUCUCAUAUUUUGGCUUAUCAUGUGAAAAAGAAAGAGGCCAAGAUUCACCUUCCAUAUCCUUGUCUCAUUUAUGGCCUGCUCCUUGCUCAAGGAUUUCGACCGUACAAUGAUGAACAGGUUACUAAAUCAGACAUCGCUUAUGUUUUUGAUGAUCGGCUUACUCAGUUUUCACACUAUGAUGACCGGGACUCUCUCUAUCCGUCAUCCGUUCCAACACCUCCUCUCUCCGCACCGGUCUUGUUGGUCCCAAAAGAGGUCUCCUUAUCCGAGAGUGAGUCAGCUCCGGUUACUGCCACCACUGCCAUCCCUAAGAAAUCUCCGACUCUCCUGCUUCGCAGUUCUAUUGCCUCUCAACAAGCCACGCUCUCGGGAUUUGAUAAGUUAUUGGAAGAGCAGCUGCGAGAGAUUUUCCGGCUUGAGACCAUUCAUGCCAAUAUCCUUGCUGCCAGUCGCAACCGUACAUCUGCUAUUGAUGAUGAUGCAACCUCUUCGGACUCGGGUACCCCAUCUGCACGUUAA
This is a messenger RNA of Ipomoea nil (Japanese morning glory), 1977 nucleotides long. RefSeq lists its product as uncharacterized. Lineage: Eukaryota; Viridiplantae; Streptophyta; Magnoliopsida; Solanales; Convolvulaceae. The record is from RefSeq and is a predicted model, not a curated record. Bases 1 to 1977 code for a protein of 658 amino acids. The transcript has 4 exons.